Penicillium egyptiacum is the source of this 1020-nucleotide messenger RNA. Lineage: Eukaryota; Fungi; Ascomycota; Eurotiomycetes; Eurotiales; Aspergillaceae. The record is from the annotation of a GenBank genome assembly.
AUGCCGCUAAUCCAACUAGAGCCACAUCUGUUCACCAGCCUCCCCCGUCACCCAGAUCUUCAGGGGGAUGCCAACACCCCAGAUCUACGGGAGUUCAUCCGCGACACCCUUGUUGAAGCACAGCCUCUUCUAAAUCAGUUCCCGCCGACACUGAAACCAGACUGCAGGCUGCGCUCUUCUCCACCUUCAAAGGCAAAAGUGAAACUCUCACGGGGAUGGCGAAAUCUGCAAUCCCCCCAAGAGGGGUCAAUUCCCAAAAAGGAAUUCUGGGUAUGUCGCCAAAGCGACCACCAAGACUCUGGUCAUCUGCCUGGGACAGUUUCCCUAUGGGAAUUCCACGACGGGUUGCGAUACAACCAUGCCGAGCACGAGAAGGAGUACACACCCAGUGUGACGAGCGUAAAGCAACUGCUGAAGUGGAACGAGCCGAGACAAUGGGAUCUCAACCAACAAAUUACUGUUGGGAACAUGAACUACAAGCAUUUCGAGGUCGAACUCAAUCUUAUUGUCCACACCUUCCAUCCACGCGCACUAAUCCGGCCCCGGGCCUUCAUAUCCUGGACUAUGUCAGCGACCUUCGCCACCGCAUACCCAGCAAGCCAAGCCAAUCCAGGCCACGGCUUUAUCACUGUGCAAAUUCCUUUCUAUUUGACUAAGCCCAUGAUCCCGGGCUCCCAGUAUCAGGGGCUCUACGCCCAGAUCAUGGACGUCGUCCCGCAGCGGGCAGUCUUCGCUUACUAUGCCAGUAUCGAGCGGGUUCAGCGGGUGCUGCCUCCUACCCCUCCAGCUUCGGGUCCGUCGUCUGCGGCGGAUUUGAGCACCCCUCCUGAGCGUUACCUUCGGUGGACUAUGCUGACGACUUCUGAUUCUGGUGGAAAGAUUCCUAAGUGGGUUCAGCGAAGCUGGACGCUAUGUGGGGUGCCGCGGGCUGUUGUCUCCGAUGUUGGGUUAUUUAUUCGGUGGACUAUCAAGCGACGGGAAGAAAGAUUGGAGCAGGAUUCUCAAAUGAGGGAGGGCUAA